Molecule: messenger RNA, 612 nt
Organism: Priapulus caudatus
Lineage: Eukaryota; Metazoa; Priapulida; Priapulimorpha; Priapulimorphida; Priapulidae
Product: porphobilinogen deaminase-like
Exons: 5
Coding region: 1-612 (203 amino acids)
Biological process (GO): heme biosynthetic process
Cellular component (GO): cytoplasm
Molecular function (GO): hydroxymethylbilane synthase activity
Source: RefSeq, a predicted model, not a curated record
AUGAAGAUCGGGGAGAAGGCGUUGUUCACCAAGGAGCUGGAAGUGGCAUUGGAAGAGAAGGCAGUUGACCUGGUGGUUCACUCGCUCAAGGAUCUCCCCACCGUCCUGCCGCCCGGGAUGGUAAUAGCCGCCGUGUGCAAACGUGAUUCUCCGGAAGAUGCAGUUGUUCUUCAUCCUAAGCAUGCCGGGAAGACUCUUUCUCUGCUGCCAGAGGGCAGCGUCGUUGGCACGUCGUCGCUGCGCCGCGUCGCGCAGCUGCGGCGAGCGUUCCCGCACCUGCGCUUCGACGACGUGCGCGGCAACCUGAACACGCGGCUGCGCAAGCUGGACGAUGGCGCCACCUACGAUGCGCUCGUGCUCGCUGCCGCCGGACUCGAGCGCAUGGGAUGGAAGGAUCGCAUCGCGCAGCGUCUCACCGAAGAGGAGAGCCUGUACGCCGUUGGACAGGGGGCGCUGGCUGUCGAGUGUCGGGCGGACGAUGCGAGCACGAUAGCGAUGCUGGCGCAGCUUCAUCACACGACCACGCUGCUGCGAUGCGUCGCCGAGCGCGCCUUCCUCAAGCAGCUGGUGAGCGACUGGUGGCGCCGCCAUCCGCUCUGCCUCCGACAUUAA